Molecule: messenger RNA, 10086 nt
Organism: Xenopus laevis (African clawed frog)
Lineage: Eukaryota; Metazoa; Chordata; Amphibia; Anura; Pipidae
Gene: srrm2.L
Product: serine/arginine repetitive matrix 2 L homeolog
Exons: 15
Coding region: 164-8395 (2743 amino acids)
Molecular function (GO): mRNA binding
Source: RefSeq, a predicted model, not a curated record
CUUCCCGCACGCUGGGAACGCACGGAACGUACAGCACGCAACUGUGUGUGGAGUGGCGCAGCGAAGUGUCGGUGCGAGGCCGCGGAAGCGCAAGCGGUAAAGCAGCCCGGAGUCCCGGGAAGGGUCACUCUAAGGCGGAGGACCCUAACUCCCUAGCAGCACAAUGUACAACGGAAUUGGACUCACCACCCCAAGGGGUAGUGGUACCAACGGCUACGUCCAGCGGAACCUGUCCUCGGUCAGACACAAGAAGGACAGGACCGAUUACAAGUCCGAGGAGGAGCUGAAGAAGCUGGAAAACCUCCUUAUGAAGAAACCGAACCAAGAUAUUUUAGAUCACGAGAGAAAAAGGAAGGUGGAGCUAAAAUGUUUGGAACUGGAGGAGAUGAUGGCGGAGCAAGGGUACAACGAUGCAGAGAUCCAAGAGAAAGUCGCCACCUUCAGACUGAUGUUGCAAGAGAAGGAUCUGACACAAAUCAAAGAGGAGGAGAAGCAGAAAGCAAAUGUUUCAGAGACUCAUCAGAUGGCUGAAGCCAAUGAGAAGAAGAAUGAGCGGCUGCGUGCGGCUUUUGGAAUCAGCGACAGCUACGUAGAUGGAAGCAGUUUCGACCCAAACCGAAGAGCUGCUAAUGCAGCAGCCAAACAGCAGGAGCAGCAAAAGCAGUAUAGUCUAGUUGAAGAUUCUGGCAGUUCCCGUUCCCCUUCUCCUGCCAAACACAAGAAAAAGAAGAAAAAGAAAGAUCGAGGGCGGUCUUCAAGUCGCUCUCCCAGCCACAAGGACAAGAAAGCCAAGUCCCAUAAGCACAGAUCUGACUCUAGCUCUAAGAAGCGGAAGCACAGCCCAAAGAGCAAACGUAAAUCCAAGGAGAAGAAAAAAAAGAGAUCUCCUAGUGCCUCCCCAAAGCAGAGAGAUGUUUCCUCCUCUUCACGAGAAGAAACCUCCCGCAGCAGAUCGAGAAGCAGCCCCCCAAGAAGCAAAUCUGAUCGAGCCAAACAUUCGAGCGCUGCAAAGGAAAGCCCAGAGAGAAAACGAUCUGUCUCUCCGAAAAGAAGUCGAAGAAGUGAGAGAGGCCGUAGUCCAGCAGAGAGAACCUAUAAAGAUAAAGUAUCAAGAAAACAGCUAGAUCAGAGGGACCUUUCGCUUUCUACAUCUCCUAAAAGACGUACUGAGAAAGAGGACAUACAAGAUCUUGAUAAGGAGAGAGCACGGGAAAAGGACUCUAGAUCUGAAAAAAAAUCCUCCCGUCCGCAAGCUCUCGAAGAUUCACCCAGUUCCAGCAAGUUGUCCCGAAAAAGAGUUAGACCAGAGAGUCCACAAGGGAAUGAACGCUUCUCCAAUCAAAAAGGGGGAGAAAGGAUAUCAAAAGUAUCCUCACCAGAGCUCAGGAAGUCCCUCGCGGGAAAAUCUGUGUCUGCAAAAGUGUCAAGGAAGGAUAGAAGUACUUCUAGAAGUAAAAACUCUCCGCAGAAAAACACAAAGUCCUCUCCAAGAUUUGAAAAAUACUCUGGAAGCAGGCGGUCUCCUGUAUCUUCUAGCAAGAAGCGUUCACCCAGUGUCCGUUCCUCUUCUUGUUCAUCAUCUUCCUCUUCUGCAACCUCUGAAAGUGUAAAAUCCAGUCCAUUAAGAACAAAAAACGUUGAGGGAAGAGGCCUAACCCACAGCAAGGAGGGUAAAGUCACCAGAGCUAAUUUAGGUGCAAGAGAUGGUAAACCUGGGAGGUCAGUGAGUCCAAUAAAAGAAUCAAAAUCAAAGGUUUCUCCAUUUAGGCGAAAUACUCGCAACAGCGUUUCCAGGAAGAGAAGUGUAUCAAAUAGUCCCCCUAGAGGUGUUAAAUCAAAAACACCUCCAAAGAAACACAGAUCUCCUUCAAACACACCUCCCAGGAGGGCUCGAUCAAAAACUCCUUUACGUAAAGCCCGAUCUCCCGCAUAUUCUCCCCACAAAAGGGCACGCUCCCCACAGCGGAUAGCCAAGUCUCCUAGUGAUUCACCAAGAAAAGAGCGUGUCCUGUCUAAUUCUCCGAGCAGGAAUCGAUCAAGAACACCACAGCGUUGGGUGAGAUCUGUUUCACAAACCCCCCCACGACAUCAGAAAGAACGGGACAGAUCAUCUCAGGGACAUGGGAAAUGCAGAUCUCCACAGCGGAGGCUGGAUACAUCAAGAGAAAGCAGAGAAACACACAAGAGGGAUUUUUACAAGCAGGCAUCUAAAAGUAGGGCAAAUUCCCAUUCUAGAUCACCAGUGGGAAAUGCAAAACCCAGCAAGAGAUCACCUCAGAGGAAGGCUAGAUCUCGUUCUAAGUCUCCAUACACUAAACAAAGGUCAAGAACUUCCUCUCCAACUCGGAAAGUUAGAUCACGUUCUAAGUCUUUAAAUCAGAGGAAGAGAUCUAGAUCUAAACAGAGACGGAAGAAAUCUCGAUCCGCCACUCCUCAGAAAAGAGGUAGGUCACGCUCCAAAUCAGUGCAGCAACGUAAACAUUCACCUUCUUUGUCGCCAAAUGAUUCGAGGUCACGUUCCAGGUCACCUGUGAAGGACACCAAGUCACGUUCUAAGAUUGUUUCCAGGCAUUCUAAAUCGAUUAGUCGUUCACCUCUGAAGUCCCGUUCUCGAACACCCAAAAGAAAAGGUCGAUCCCGUUCAACAUCUAGGCAGAAACAGUCCUACUCCAGACUAACACAUGCAAAGAUAACUUCUCCCAAUGUGCGUGAGGUCUCAAAAUCUAGACAAAAGUCAUCUUCACGCUCUGUGUCACCACAGCAAAAAACGUAUACUUGCAGAUCUUUGUCACCCAAGAAACGUAGCAGUGGCCACUCUAGAGGAAACCAAAAGAAAAUUGCUUCAAGGUCACCCACUCCAAUAAAGUCUAUGUCCAAAGCAGAGAGGGCAAAAUUAGACUCUUGCAGACAAGGUUAUAGCUCUUCGCCUGAGCCAAGAGUAAGAAACCGAAAACAGAGUCAUUCUCCUGAACAGGCUAAAACCUAUAAAACAACUAUUGCUAAACAGUCCUUGCAAAAAGAGAGUUAUCGCAGGAGCCGGUCAAGAUCACCUGCGUCUCUGAAGCAACAUGGUAAAUCAACAGAAAACAAUACUCUUACUAGCAAGAAAACCUCUUCUAGAGCUAGCACAAGUUCUAGAGUUGUGUCUCCGUCUCCAGAGCGUAAAGCGAUAGGUCAGCGUCGGUCUCUGGAAACCAAGUCACGGGAAUCAUCUAGACAAAGCCAGGGUGAUUUUUCAAGGUCUUCAGCAAAAGUGAUAGACUCUCAGUCUAAUAAAAUGGUUGCUCGUAAAGAAAGAUCAAGAGUCUCAUCCCCAUGUGGUCAGUCUGGUUCCUCUUCAGAACGUGAGAUUAAAUCUAAAACGCCUCCAAAAAAAGGAUCAUCUGGAAUGCUUAUGGGGCAUAAAAGCAGUUAUCAAGAUAAUUCAAGAUCCUCUUCAGAAAGUAAUUCAAGGCUCAAAUCACCUCCGCUUAAGCACAAGUCUUCAGAGCUAGUCAGGAAAACAAAGCAUUAUCAGAGCAAAGCUAGGUCUAGCUCAUCAUCCUCAUCGCAUUAUGAUUCGAGCCGUUCAAGAAGCAGAAACAGGUCUGGAUCUUCAUCAGGUCGGUUAUGUAAAGUAAAACCAUUACAAGUAAGAGCAAGUUCAAAAGGAAAAUCUAAGAGUCUGUCUUCACAGAAGGUUAACUCUGGAUCAUCCUCAGAAUGUGAAUCAAGAUUAUCAAAGGUAGCAAAGUUGAUAAAACACAAGAUUUAUACUAGGUCAUCUGAUGAUGAAUCCAAAUCAAAGAAACCCCAAACCAAGCCUAGAUUUGAAGAGUCCCUAGGAAGUGCCGCAAAAUCAAGGAUGCCAAAACAUAGAGAUGGGGCAAGAUCGUCUUCUGAACAUGAACGUAAAUCUCAAUCUAUACAGCACAGAGCUAGUUCAGCCUCUUCUUCAGAGCGUCCGCUAAAAGAAAAAGUACCUCAGCGCAGGCCUAGUUCUGAAUCUUCAUCGGCAGAACGGCAACCUACUCGGGCACGUAAAAGCAGAUCAAGUUCUGGAUCUUCUGAACGCCAGUCUAACUCUAGACUAUUGGAACAAAAAAAAUCUUUGUCCUCAUCAGUUCUGCAUUCUAAAUCUAGACCAAAUGAAAGCAAAGCAAGCAAAGAGUGUUUGAAUCAGCAAACUAGAUCCAGACCACCGCAGAGAGAAAACCAUUCUGGGUCAUCUUCUGAACAUCAGCCUUUAACCAGGGCACUGCAGAGAGGAAGUAGCUCUGGAUCGCAAUCAGAUAAAGUUAGAACUAGGCGAGCCCAGCACAAAAGUUCUUCUGAAUCAUCCUCUGAACAUGAACAUAAGAGUAAUCAAUCUCAGCGCAGAACUAGUACUUCACCAUUACAACAUGACAACAAAUCUAGGUUGUCCCAGCGAAGUAGUUCAGAAUCAAUAGAAAGAGAACAUAAAUCUGGACCACCUAGUCAUAGAUCUAGUUCUGAAUCUUCAUCGGAUCAGGAUUCAGAUUCAAGGCUCUCUGAAUCUAAAGACUUUUCUCGAUUGGAUCGUGAAGAUCGAUCCAGAAAGUCUACAUCUAAAGACAGUGUUCCUUCACCUCAGCGUGAUACUGAGCAUAAAACAUCUCAACAAAAACUUAUUUCUAGAUCAUCUUCUGAAAGUGAUAGCAGACAUAGGACUCCUGCACAAAAAUCUGUGUCUCCAAAAUCCCCUCACAGUAAAGGUGGUACAGAACUGAAGAGUGAGAAAAAAACGCAUAGUAGCAGGUCUGAAUCGUCAUCGGAGAGAAAAUCAUCAUCUAAAACACCUCCACACAGAACACAGUAUGGCUCACCUCUGCGGGCACUUAGAUCUUCCACUGAUGCAGUUACCCGGAGAUCAAAGUCUCCAGCAUUGACCACAAAUUCUGACCAACGGCAGACAUCUUUACAUACAGGUUCACCACUACAAAUUCCUCGAAAAUCAGCCUCACCUCUUUCACAUAAAGAUACAACUUCUAAACGGCAUAAAUCCAGUCUUCAUUCUGCAAAUACCAGGACUGAAUCUCUUGCAUUUGCUGAUGAAUCAUUGGUACAGUCUAAAUCAACGGAGUCUGAAGACCAGUUUUCACUGUAUGCAGGUUUGGUUCCGCCUCGUGAAACCAAUAAAACCAAGUCUUCUCCCAAGGAAAGUAUGACUGAUGCCCAUUCCACAGUUCAAGCUUUACUCUGUCCAGCUAUUAAUGGAUCAGAGACUAAAUUAGAUCUGCCUCUUUUGACUGAGGGCCAGCAGUUCGAUUUAAAGGCUACUGCAUCAAACCCCAGCAUGGAAGAGGUAACGGCUGAAACUGAAUGUGUGUUAUCAGAAAUGACAUCGGAAUCUCUAGUAAAUGAACUGUCCCAAGGACACAAUGUAAGUCAGAAAUACCCAUCCAAGAAAGGGAAAUCUGGAUCUCUGUGCUCAUCGUCAUCAUCAUCUUCUUCCUCCUCUUCCUCCUCUUCUUCCUCUUCGUCAUCAUCCUCUACUUCAUCAUCAUCCUCUUCUUCCUCCUCCGCCUCCUCAUCUUCAGAAGAUGAGGAAGAUAACUCUUCAAAAAAGCAAAAUAUUGUAGUGUCACCACCUGCAAAGAAGUUAAAGACAACUGAAAGACAGUCAGCAUCUUCACCAUCUUUUAAGCUCAGAACUCUUGAAAACGUGGAUUGUGAUAAAUCUAGGUCAUCUGCACCUAACACACCAGAUGUGGCUAAUAAAAAAAGUAUACAUUCACCAGAACUGGAAAUAACAGACGCUGUACAAUUACAGGCAAGCAUUAAGUCAGGACGUGAAUUAAAGUCACCUACUCUGUCUGCGACAAACAGUCUUACAGAACAGAGCCCUGACUCUCCACUGUCAGGGGAAAAGCUUGCACCAAAAAAGAAAUUGCACAUUGAAAACAAAAUGAAUGAGUCACCAGGACCUGAAGACUGUUACAAGCAAUAUCAUGCUACUAUUCAGGAAAGCAGCCCAGCAAAAUCACAUGAGAAAUAUAAUGAAGCAUCACCCAACAAUUCUGGUCAGGUUGAAGUGACUAAUGAUGAGUGUAGAGUAAGAUUAGAAAAAAGUAUCUCAAGGUCUCCACCAAGGAGUUUCAAAGCUGCCAUGUCACCAAGCAAGUCUCCGUCUAUGGUAACUUGUGAAAGGGCAGACUCUUGUCAGUCUCGGAGCCGGACACCUUCCCCUGAUAUAUCUGACAAAAGGGACGCUCCGCUUCAAAAGAAAUCUACUCCUACAAGAAAAGGUUCAAAGUCUCCAAGUGCAGAUCAUAAGUCUGAGAACAAAAAAUACAGCAGCUCCGAUUCAUCUUCUGAAGACAGCAGUUCUGAUUCUUCAAGUGAAAAUGAACACAGCUCUUCGGAAGAGAGGUCAAUGCAUGUAGGUUUAGAGGCCUCUCCGAGGAAGGACACUAUCCAAGAUCCUCCUCCAAUAAGGCGUAUUGCAUCCCCAGUAAAGAGCAAAUCAUCUGUCCCUCUGAAACCUGAGCCCUUAAGUGAAAAAACAGUCAAAGAUGUUUUAAGAAAGAGCCGCUCAGUUUCUUCUUCCAAGUCACCUGUUAGAGAGAAGGAUCGCUCAUGUUUGGCAGGCAGGGAAUCCCCGAGACAGAAAAAACGAUCCCUUUCACAUUCUCCCUCCAGAAAAGGAACAUCUAGAACACCACCACGGAACAAGGCUAGAACACCUCCCAGAGCAUUUAGAUCCCGCUCCAGGUCAAGGACUGAUAGGCGGUUUCGCAGAGAAAGCUCAAGAUCACCCCCAAGGCGUUAUCGUUCUCGUUCACCUUCCUGGCAGGAGCGAAGGCGGUGGGGCCGCCGUAGAUCUCCAUCAUCUAGACGUGGACGCUCUAGAUCUCCCACGAGGGCUGAGAGACCUUGGCGUUCUCGGCGAGGCCGUUCUGGGUCUUCCCCUUGGAGAGGUAGAUCAAGAUCAUUGUCUAGACAUGAAUCUUCUCGUUAUCCCCGGCGUGGUAGAUCCAGGUCUUCCCCAAGAAGAAGAUCGAGAUCUCCACGUAGACGAGAUAAACAAACCAAUUAUCGCAGGGAAAGAUCUAACUCUUCAAGACGAAGAAGAUCUCGGACUCCACAGAAGAGGUCCCGUUCCCCUGCAAAGAGAGCCAGGUCCCGUUCAAUUGAUAGAAACAAGAGUUCACAGAGCUCCAGAGCUUUAACUUUGCUUAGCGAUGGGCAUUCACCAGCAGCUACGCAAGAGAAAUCUAAUGCUAAUAAUGAGAAUCAGAGGCUGGUGUCCGAAAAAUCUAGACUGUCUCAAAAAAGUGACCUUUCUCCUGUCCGUACUUUAAGCCCAGCUUGUAAAAGUCGUUCAACCUCCCCAUCAAAUUCCACUACUCAUCAGAAAUUUGCCAUUGCUGUUUCAUCCAAGCUGAAGUCCCCAUCACCCCAACUUCUUGAAAAACACAGUGAUAAACUGGGAGGAAGUUCAGACACUAAGCAGACUGGGUACAUAAAAGAUGAUGUUGCUUCCAACAAGAGAGACUCCAGUAGGGGUUCACCUGCGCAGCCAGAGCAUGUACUGGAUGAAUGUAGCAGGUCACCACCAAGACUACUUAGAGAUGUCCCUGGAACCCCUCCAGCAUCUAAAAGUGGGGAAGACAGUUCAGACGUAAUAUUCCAUGACCAGAAAAAAGAUAGUAAGAUGGCUGUAAACAUAGACUCCCCAAAAGAUGAGGCCUUGACAUUGACUGAAGGCACAUCUUCUUCUAUGACCGCAAAUGUUGAAAGUAGGAAUGAGAGGCUUGCAUCACCUGCACAUCCAUUGGGCUCUGCUGGAGAAAGCUUGGCUUCACCAUCUUUAACCUCAAAGUCAAGGAAGCAGAGUAGUUCAUCCGACAGUCCUUCCUCUUCAUCCUCAAGCUCGGACUCUAGUCCCAAGAAGCCUUCUGUGGAUGCUGGGAAUGUUCCUGCUGCAGACAGGGUUCCCAGCCCUAUGCCGGCAGAACCCCCCAAAGCAGCAGAGCCCCCUGUUCCUUUAGAAAGGAAACGGAACUCACGGAGCCGCAGCUCAUCCACUUCCUCGUCCUCAUCCUCCUCCUCGUCAUCCUCCAGUUCUUCGUCCAAUUCAGAUUCCUCCAACUCUUCGUCCUCUUCUUCAAGCUCUUCAUCGUCUUCUUCUUCCUCUCCCUCCAACAAAGCCAGCAGCAAGAAGGGCACAUCUCCUGUUUCUAGACGAUCGCGCAGCCCAAGGAAACCUAUUGACUCUCUGCGUGACUCCCGUUCCCUAAGUUACUCUCCUGCAGAACGAAGGCGCCAGCCAUCUCCCCCACGAAGGCGAGAAAGGGAUUCUGGGAGGAAUCGGGACUCACCAGAACGGAAGAGGCGAAAGGAUUCACCCGGCUCCAGACACUCUCACAAAAGAACGUCAAGGUCUCCAUGAUCCGUUGCCGUCGAUUAACCUGAUUUUUCUUGGACGUUUCCUCCAUCUAUCUGCAAUGACUAUGGGACUUGGUUCGUUCGGUGACCCUUUUUUGCCUGCAAGGGUGCAGACUAUUUACUUUUGAGUGACCCAUAUUGCUUUUUUUUGUGGGGGGGGGGGUCUGAGGCAGCUGAAACUGUGACUGAUACAGGGGGCCUGUGACUCCCCUGCAUCCAUACUGUGUCUGACUGCACUACAUUGGGACGGCUACAUUCACCCCAGGAUUGGCUCUCUUGCCCACGUUGUCCCGACUAUCUUAAACACGGAAUAUGAAAUGUGAACUUGCACCCACCUCACUCGGGUUGUGUCCUCCCUUGCGGGUGACGCCACCCAGCCCUCUACUGGGAGAUGCCGUCUAUAGACUCCGUAUAUCCCCCCCCCUCCCCCGCCGUCUAGGUUACGUCUGCCCAACCCAGCUCCCGUCUUUCGUUCUGCAUCAGCAAUUUCGUAAUAAGUGAAUUUAAAAAGUGAGACUUAUGUUAUGUGUUUAAAAUCUUUUUUUUUUUUUUUGUAAUCUGUACAGCGAGAGAAUCCUUUCUGUCAAUAAAAGAAUGGGCAAAACCCGGAGGUUGUAUUAGUCACUGCCGUGGGCUUGGUACAGAGUCCCCUCUGAGUCUGCGGUUGGUCGAUAUUUUAAUGUCUUCCAUGCUGCGCGAGUUCCCAUGUGAGGCUGCUCUUUAAACAAAAGACUCAGGGCUAGGCUGUAGAUUAUGUCUGAGCAGUUGUCUAGCGUUAGCGCAGAAGAAGCAGCAAAUGAAAGACAAAAGUCAACCACGCCGGCCAAAGGAGGCCAGACCUUGUCGCCGAAUUCCUUCCAUCGAUGCAAAUGCAGCUGCAGUCUCUCUGACCCCUGCCUUCUGGGUCAUCCGUAGGAAUGGCGGGGCUUUCCAUAGGACAGUACAUCCAGUUCAGUGCGGUGCUCUGGGGGUAUCCCGGCUCUGCCUCCACGUUGCCUCCUUGGAAUUUCCAGUACUGCUUUCCCUUGAAGAAAUAAGUGUCACCUGUGGGACAGAUGGGUGGAAGAGUUAAAUGAUGUGUGAAUGAGGCAUUAUUUACAUAAAGAAUUACCUUCUAAUGGAGACUGGGGUGGAUCAUACAUGGGUGCAGUGCAGAGAAACCUAUGUUGGGUCAAGGAUCAUCAAGAAGGUUCUUCUAUAGGUCUUUAGGAGAACCAUAUAGAGAAGAGUUGGUCUGUGCAGGGAACCAAAGCAUUUUUGGAUGGGAAAGAAGCGACUUGAGGACUUGAGUCACCUGACCUGUAAUCUGGCAAAUUCCAGUGAAGUCAGAUCCCAUUGGCUAGAUACGUGUCCUGAGGCGUGUUUGUUGUGAGAAACUACUCUAGGGGGGCAGAGAUGGGUCAAGAUGUUACAGUGCAAAAUGUCUCCUCCAGCUGGCAGCUUUGUUGUCUGGGUUAGCAAAGAUCUAGUUGUUCUCUGCAAGAGCACCCUCUUGUGGCGAGGCAUUCUCACUCCAGCUGUUGAGUGACGGGCCAGAUAUUAGGACUAGUCUUCAUUAUGGACCAGUUGCUCAGUCAAAAUGGCUCUUGAGAAACUUGAACGGCAAGGAUUUUGACAAAGGUGGUGUAAAUCUGAGGGGGGGGUGGUAUGCUGAAAUUUAAAGAAAAACUUCAAUAAAGUCUGGUUGUUUUGGAA